Messenger RNA from Rhododendron vialii, 1212 nucleotides. RefSeq names its product vesicle-associated membrane protein 724. Gene Ontology annotation, cellular component: membrane. The transcript is spliced from 5 exons. The record is from RefSeq and is a predicted model, not a curated record. The coding region runs from base 222 to 887 and encodes 221 amino acids. Lineage: Eukaryota; Viridiplantae; Streptophyta; Magnoliopsida; Ericales; Ericaceae. Gene Ontology annotation, biological process: vesicle-mediated transport.
UUUUUUUCCCCCGAGUUGCAUUUUUUGUCACUUUGAAUGCGAAAUACUAAAAGGAACAAAAAGCUAACUUCGCCGCAAAGUUAGUAAAAGAAAGAAAAAGCCAAACAAAGCCUUAAGAAAAAAGCCAUCUCCAUAGAAGCCAAACAGAGUUUCCUCUGUCUAGUUGGGCUCUCUCCAAUUCUCUCAAGCUACGAAAUCGACCCAGUGAGUCGGGGGGAGAGAUGGGUCAGGAAUCGUUCAUAUACAGCUUCGUGGCUCGGGGUACAAUGGUGUUGGCCGAGUUCACCGAGUUCACCGGGAAUUUUCCGGCCAUCGCGACUCAGUGCCUCCAGAAACUUCCCUCGUCCAACAACAAGUUCACUUACAACUGCGACCACCACACCUUCAACUUCCUCGUCGAGGACGGUUACGCUUAUUGUGUUGUUGCCAAAGAUUCUGUUGGGAAGCAGAUUUCUAAUGCUUUUUUGGAACGUAUGAGGGCGGACUUCAAGAAAAGAUAUGCCGGUGGUAAAGCAGAUACAGCUGUUGCUAAAAGUCUCAACAAGGAGUUUGGCCCAAUUAUGAAAGAGCACAUGCAAUACAUAAUUGACCAUGCUGAAGAGAUUGAAAAGCUAUUAAAAGUGAAGGCUCAAGUCUCAGAAGUUAAAAGCAUUAUGUUGGAAAAUAUUGACAAGGCUAUUGACAGGGGGGAAAACCUAACCAUUCUCAACGAUAAGGCACAAGAUCUUCGUGAAUCGGCCCAACAAUUCAAGAAUCAAGGGACAAAGAUCCGGCGGAAGAUGUGGUACCAAAAUAUGAAAAUAAAGUUGGCCGUUCUCGGGAUCCUAUUACUUCUGGUCUUGGUAAUCUGGGUAUCUGUUUGCCAUGGUUUUGACUGCACAAACUAGCAGUCUCUUCAGCACAUAUUUGGGUCUAUUAUGUCUGCAGCUAUGCUUCUAGUAUUCAAGAAUUCGAGUGCGGCAGAGUUGUUUCAGGCUUAUAUGUUGAGGCUAGGCUCUGCAAUUUGAGCUUUUAUGAACCGGAGAUUUUAUAUACCUAAGCUCCCUUUUUGUAAUUUUUAUUUCGAUUUUCUAAAUUUCAUUUUUUUCCUAUUAAAAAAAAAAAACAAAAAAAAAACAGAAGUGAUGAGGGGGGAGUUGGAAUGUAGGAACUACUGUAAUAAAUUGUGCUAUAUGGUUUGGGAUGAUAAGAAAAUGGACCUUGGUUCUUUUA